Messenger RNA from Hemibagrus wyckioides, 4959 nucleotides. Its product is annotated as PH and SEC7 domain-containing protein 4. Gene Ontology annotation, biological process: regulation of ARF protein signal transduction. The transcript is spliced from 16 exons. Bases 562 to 3642 code for a protein of 1026 amino acids. The record is from RefSeq and is a predicted model, not a curated record. Lineage: Eukaryota; Metazoa; Chordata; Actinopteri; Siluriformes; Bagridae. Gene Ontology annotation, molecular function: guanyl-nucleotide exchange factor activity; protein binding; phospholipid binding.
UUUGUCUCUUAUCAAGCUCCUGGGUAGAUCUCAAAGCUUCCUUGUAAUGAAGAUCGAGAUAAGACAAAGGACUCAAUCAUAGACAGGACAAUGAGUGUGUUUGCCUUCUAAAAAGGCGUCUCAGGAUACUGCUUAGUGACCUGCUGAGUAUAUUUGCACCAUGACUGAGAAGCAAUCAGAAUAAGGAUAAGUGGAGCAAAUAGACUGUUCAGAUCUAAGCUUUUUUUUUUUUAAAUUCACGUAUUAAUCGAGGAAGAGUUGAGGUGAGCACCAGCAGGAAAUAAAGUGGGGAUGGACCCGGAUGUGGGUUAGAUGCGUGGUUUAUGUGCAGCCAGGAAGUGGAACUAUGCCUCUGUGACGCCUGCACAGAAAGUCAUUGCAACGCACAUCCGUUGUGCACAUCUUACAGAGGAGGAGGAAAAAAGAAACGGUGCUGGGUUAUGGCCAUUAACUGAAGUUAAUAAUACGUUAUUGAAAAGUAAUCACCACAAAAUAUUUAUGUAGCCUACAGAUGGAGACACAACUUCAGGUCAUCAUAUAGAUCCAGUUGCCUGAGAAGCCAUGGAGAGCGAUCUCAUGCUUUCUGCACAGCCUGCCUUUCCAGAACCGGCAGAAGAACCGUAUUUGGAAGCCAAGCUGUACAUCGAGAGGGUGGAGCGAGAGAACAACCGAUGCAAGGAAGAAAACCACAUAGGCCGAACCCAGAACCCGUUGGCCACAGACGCCUCUGAACCCUUAGAACAUGGGGUUUCAAUUACAAUGUACCCUGUUAGGGUUCCCAGCAUGCAUUUCAGCUGUGCUACAGUACAGUGGGAUAUGCCCCAAACUCCUGCAGAUGUUUCAUCCCAAGAGUCAGGCUCAAGUGAGAUUAACUCGGGUUAUGGAUUGAGUAUGGACUGGGUAGUUAAUCCUACAUCCUUAGACAUGCCUUUGUUGAACCAGGAGGAAAUUAUUGAUCUGGUACCGGAUAAAGAGCUCGGACAGACGGAUGAUGUCAUGCAGUACGGGGAAGUUAUAAGUAUAGAAGUCGACUCUUGCCAGGUAUACGACGCGAAUGUUUGCGUGAUUCCAUCAGACGAAGACGACCAGACACCAUUCACAGAGACCUCACAGAUAUCAGAAGCGAGUGAUGAUGGUGGAUUAAUAGAUGAUGAGAAGAACAGUGAUGAGAUCGAAAGCCCUCUUUGUACUGAGUUCCCAGAGAUCCAGCCGGAUCCUGAAGGUUUAGAAGCUCUUGAGGAGGAAUCGGUAAAAACAGGGGACAUUGUGCUUUUAACUGAGCCAGAACUUGAAGAUGCAGAGAAAACAAAAGAGGAUGAUGAGGUCAGUUCUGAGGAUGGUAUCCGUGUAAUCAUAACAACACCUUGUGAGGAGGGCUGCAGUACUACAUUAGAGUCAGAAACAAAUGAUCCAGUCCUCGAAGUGGAUUCAAAACCAAGUGAGGAAGCCGGUUUUAUCCAAGAGUCAGAUCCAUCACAAGCAGGAGAACCACCUGAUUUGGUCUGUGAUGCUGUAGAGGCUGAAGGGUCUGAAACUGUGGAGUCGACUAUAAUUGUUAUCGAUGAGACACUGGAGUUAGAAAAUGCAGAAACAUUUAUGGAGCUGCACAUCUCUGUGUGUGUCAAGCAAGAGGAAGCAACUUGUGAAGACCAGAUCGAAAGUGCAGUGGAAGUGGAACCUCAUGAACACAAAGAACAAUUAAUACAACAGUCAGAUGAGUUGGGUGACUCGGAAGAGUCAAGACAAGAACUUUUACUUGGUGAAGAACCUUCAGAGGGACCAAAACAAGAACUUUUACUUGGUGAAGAACCUUCAGAAGGAACGAAGCAAUCAAGCUGUAACGAAACAGAAACUUCAGACCAGGAAAGUGAGACAAAAAGUACAGUUGCUUUACAAACAAUAAGUCACAAUGAGACAGAAAUCCUGGGCCAGUCUGAAAGGUCAACUGAAACAGAAACAUCACAGCUCUCAGAAUCAAAGGACAGUAGAGAAAGCAGUCAACCAGAUGAACUCCAACAGAUCGAGCAGGAAAACCACACCCACUCUGAACAACAACAGAUCCAUGACAAUGACCGUGUAUCUAAACUAACUGAAGAGGUAUCAUCUGAGCACGGGCAUGGGACCGAGGAACAACAGGAGAAAUCUGCAGAACCUGAGAUUCCAUACAAGGACGGAGAUGGAGACAACGUGGACAGAGAGGAAGCCUGUAAACUUGCAGAGAGACUUUACAGGCUUGACAAUGUCCAGCGUACAGAUGUGGUCCGACAUCUGGACAAAGACAACGAAUUCAGUCGUGCUGUUGGGGAGGAGUACCUUAAGUUCUUCGACUUCACUGACCAAAGCUUGGAUGAAGCUCUUCGGUCUUUUCUGAAGGAAGUGGUUCUGAUCGGUGAGACUCAGGAGAGGGAGCGAGUGCUGGAUCAUUUCUCCAGACGUUACCAGCAGUGCAACCCUGAGACAUUGUCCUCAGCUGGAGCCGUGCUCACGCUCACAUGUGCUGUCAUGUUGCUCAACACAGACCUGCAUGGACAGAAUGUUGGGAAGGCCAUGUCCCUACCUGUCUUUGUGUCUAACCUGGAUGGGAUGAACGAAGGAGAGAAUUUCAACAAAGACUUACUGAAGUCUCUUUAUAACUCAAUCAAGAAUCACCAGCUUGAAUGGGCGGUAGAAGAGAAGGAAUUGCUGACCUCUAUAACCCUGGACCAGGACGCGGAUCAGGAUUCGCCUCUUCGUUCGAAGAGUAACCCUUUCCAGGAUCUCGCUCAUGACAAGAAGGCCACCGUGUUCCAGAAAGGCUUCCUGAAGAGGAAAGCGCAUGCGGACAUAGACGGCAAGCGCACUCCCUGGGGAAAGAGGAGUUGGAAGACGUUUUAUGCGGUGCUUAAAGGAAUGGUGCUCUAUUUACAAAAGGAUGAAUACAGGAAGGACUGGCAAAGCUCUGAGGAGGUGCUCAGUGUCCAUCACGCUCUGGCAGAGCGAGCACAGGACUAUACCAAGCGGCCUCACGUCUUCCGCCUUCAGACGGCAGAUUGGAGGGUUUUCCUGUUUGAAGCACAAUCCACAGAGCAAAUGAACUCCUGGAUCGGACGAAUCAACCUGGUGUCCGCUCUGUACUCGUCCCCUCCGUUUCCUGCCGCUGUCGGCUCUCAGAGGAAGUUCUGCAGACCCAUUCUCCCUGCAACACAGUCUACACUCACAAUGGACAAGCAGCUGCAGUCACAUGCCGCCAUGCUGCAGUCAUUUCAGGAGGACCUGACCGCAUUACAGCAGGGGGCACAAGAGAGCCGCAGGGCAAAAGCCCGAGAAGUGGAGGAGCACAGACAGAAGGAGGAGUAUCUGCAGCAUGAGCGAUCCCGCUACGAGGCUUACGUGCACAUUCUGGAUCUCUGGCAGACGCUCGGAAAGUCCUCCGAGACGGCGAGCGGGACGGACCUCGCCCUUUUCGACCAGGAGAUGUGGAAAGGAACAGAAACCGAAGAAAAGCAGGACAGCGACCUAGACGGAGGGAUGAAGAGAUCUCAUUCCAGUCCGUCUAUCGAACUGGAAGUGGCUACUCCGCCCGUGGUGAAAGUGAGGCGUAACAUCUCGGAGAGACGGACCUACCGCAAGAUAGUCAUUCCUCGACGCAACAGGGAGGUGUGAGACUGAAAACCACAGACGGUUACAGACUCCUCCUUGUAAAGCGGACUGCAUUUUCACGCCAAUUCUUCAUCAAUUUCGGUAUUUGAAGAGAGUCGCAUUGCAGAUGCAAAUUUUUUACACAUGACCAAGAGUUUCAAGCUGAGACACCAGCACUUUUGACCAUUUACAUGAAGAUGGAACAUCCGCUAACAGAUGAACACUUCUUCAUCCACAUGGGUAUGAAAAAUAUAGUGACCUUUUCAUAUAAUAAACAAUUUUCACAAUAGAGCAGUGUUAUAAUACAGUAGUAUAACAUCCCAGUUAUUUUCUCAGCAAUCAUCCUACACUUAGAAAACAGGAUUCUAUCUUUUAAGCUUUUUUAUUUCUUCUAAAAAUUGUAAACCGAUUUCUUCAGCGGUAAAUUUGAGGUAUUUUUUUUUAGAACUGAACCAAAACAAUGUUCAUAAUAUGAAGCUGAACAGAAUUUUCCUUCUAAUAUGCGUCGUUGUUAUCGCUGCUUUCAGUAGUUGAUCAGUGUUGUUGUUUUUAUUAUUGAUUUCAUAUUAAAUAUUUCAGGCUAAAUUGGUUUAACUGUACUCACUUUUCAAAAAAAUAAAAAUAAAAACAGGUCCUUGGUGGUGGACGUUUUGGACCGGAAGUUUAUUCACCCAAGUCCGGUUUACAACUUUGGAGUCAAAUGAAAACUUUAAUUCACAAAACAGCUUUGUUUAUUGCAAACAGGAGCCACAAAAGUGUAUUUCUUUCCCCUCAAAUAAUGUCUAGUUCAUUCAAUACAUGUACAAAAAAAAAAAGAAUCAAUAUUUAAAUGAUUCAGUGAUUCAUUCAUUUGACUCACCCUUGUAUUUUCAUAUAUACUGUAUACUAUUAGAAUAAAUGGUUCUUUUAGGGUUUUAGGGAUAGCUAAAGGAACCUUCCUAGAACCCUCUCUGAAGGGGAAACACUUUGUAACCCCUUUAAUCAAAACCUUUAAGAGUUCCCUCAGAGAGACGCCAUUUUCCCCUGAAGGUCUAUAAUGUAGUUACAUAUUGUGUCCACAAGAGGGAGCCUGUUGCUUGUUUGUCUACAGUAAGCGCACUAUAGACUACAGCCCAAGUAUCUAAAAGGGCUGAAUUCAGAUCACAGCGUUUCACAUCUCCUCCUGAUUUAUUUACCAAAAUCUAAACUUAAGUUUAUUACAAUCCAUAUAUAAAAAAAAAGACUGAAUGUUUAUUUGUAUAACUGAAGAAUUUUUGUUCAAUGUCAUGUUUUGCACAUUAUUAAAAAGAAAUGUCAUUCCAACUCUUUUGAUAUAAAUAAAUUAAAUUAAGAUAUUUUACA